Psilocybe cubensis is the source of this 1305-nucleotide messenger RNA. RefSeq lists its product as uncharacterized. The coding region runs from base 1 to 1305 and encodes 434 amino acids. The record is from RefSeq and is a predicted model, not a curated record. The transcript is spliced from 8 exons. Lineage: Eukaryota; Fungi; Basidiomycota; Agaricomycetes; Agaricales; Agrocybaceae.
AUGUCUACUGUCAGUCUUCCGUCAUAUAUCGCUCCCUCUGUACAUCGCGCGCCGUCGUACUCUGCCGAGCCCAACCAAUACGAGCAGAGACUAGCAUUCGUUGACCGUCUACGGGCCCGACCAUCUAGCGAUUUCGUAAAAGAAUCCAAAGGGGGUGGAGUGCGCCUACGGUUAUCAGCUCAGGACGACAACGCUUCACUUCCUGUUUAUGGCUUGUCUGACGUGGUGGAAGGCACUGUCGAGCUUACGAAAACCGAGGCUGUAACCUGUGUGGAAGUGAAGAUUGAAGGUCGGUUAAAGCUAAAAGAAAUUGCUGAGGGUGGUACGGCAAUCGCAAAAUUGUGCUUGGAUACUGCAUUGCUUUGGGUUAAAGACCAAUCGCGUACCGAAUGUCCGACGUCCCUUCAAUUUGCCUUGGCUCUACCUAGCACUUUUGAGUACGAAGAAAAGACUUAUCCUCUGCCUCCUACCUUUGGAGUAAAACUGUCGGGUCUACCGGGAUUUGUGGCUACAAUUGAUUACACUGUAACGGCAAUUGUCGAAAAACCAAAUGGUGCUCCUGUCAAGUUGAAAUCGAAAGCUCUGGGGAUUCAUGUAGGAACGACGCAUGUUACAACUCCCUUUGUCUACUUCCCACGAAGUCGUCCCGCUUCUCCGAUACCACAUCCACUUCAGUAUACACCAAAUGGGUUUGUUAAUACACCAGAUUGGAAGCUAUUCGAGUCCGUGCUGUAUUCUAAAUCCCCUGCCCGGCCAAACAUCAACGUAAAAUUCUACAUUCCUGCAGCACGUGUGUUUUGCAUGACCAAAUCAAUCCCUUUCCAUCUUUCACUCGAGUCUUCUUCCGUUUCCCUUGCUGCGUUUCUACCUCUUAGCCCGAGUGCGAACACGAUUGGACGCAAAGCCACGCGUGUGCAAUUGAUGAGACAAACAACGGUCGACGUCCGGAACACAGUCAUUGCUGGUGUGAAGACAGACAUGUGGAGAGUUGACUGCAUUGGGGAAGGGAUAUUUAAACACGCGGUGGGGGAUGCACCAACGUGUAUAUCGUACAGCGGGGAAAUCCCCCUGACAGGUGAUGAUAUCAAAGUCCCGGGAUUCAAAGCGGCCGGUCUCAGUGUCAAGGAUUGUGUGCUCUUGACUAUGAACCCAACUGACCCAUCAAAAUCGCCCUUCUCUGAAAUACGAGAGGUCAUCCCUGUUCGACUCUCUACAGAUCCUUGGAUGGCCAACGGGUCUGGUCUCGGAGCUCGGCGAGAAUCAUUACUCCAACCCCCGACACCGCCAACACCAUCUUCUGACUAA